AUGGAGAACGGUCAUGACGAGGAAAACGCGGAAGUGAAAUUGGCUCGCAAAAUGACGGGCUCGGGGCUCAAUACUCGCAACAAUGAAAACCCCGUUUCAGCUUCAUCCAAUUCGAAUAUGCCCAACAGCCACAACGACCACCACAGCAACGAUAGUUUGUGUCAGGUCAUGAAAGCAGUUGAAGCUGCUGAAGCCACAAUCAAGCAACAGGUAGAAGAAAAUACUCGUUUGAGGACUGAACUGCAGAGGACAAUGCAGGAACUAGAGAAAGUUAAAAUAGGUGAGCCUGUGGCACUAGGAUCACAUUCUGCCCAUCCAUGGAAUGAACGGAUCCAUAGUCGUUAUGAAGUUUAUCAGUCAGACUUGAUCGGUAAUCCUGAGGAUAAAGCUAGGAGCAUGAACAGCAACUCUGCAGUGGAUCCGUCUAGUUUGAUGGUUGCUCACCAAGGUUUGAAGCCCAAUACUGAAGAUACAAGUCAAGUUCAUGUUGAAAACCACUCUGAUAGAAGCAACAGCAAUGGGAGAUUGAAGGCUUCUCCUGAUAGGCAUGCACCGGAAAGUUCCAAUCUCUCUCAGUUUUCUUCACCAUCCCGGGCAUCUGUUUCUCCUGGGAGGUAUCAAAUUGAAGGAGACUAUGAACCACAACUUAAUGUGCCUGGCCAUGGCACCAUGCAAAUGGCUGAAGUGAAUAAUUCUAACAGACUCUUGAAACAGGAUUUUGUUCUCAAGGUUCAUGAGCAUGAAGAAGAAAUAGUGCAAUUAAGGAAACGUCUAGCAGAUUAUUCUGUUAAGGAAACACAAAUUCGGAAUGAAAAGUAUGUUUUGGAGAAGCGUAUUGCUUACAUGCGUCUGGCCUUUGAUCAACAGCAACAAGACCUUGUUGAUGCUGCUUCUAAAACUCUUUCGUAUAGACAAGACAUUAUCGAGGAAAAUAUACGCUUAACAUAUGAAUUGCAGGCUGCUCAACAAGAAAGAUCGACAUUUGUGACUUCUUUAAUGCCACUACUUGCCGAUUAUUCCUUGCAACCACCAGUCCCAGAUGCUCAGUCAAUUAUUAGCAAUGUCAGGGUUCUAUUCAGACAUCUGCAGGAGAAGCUCAUACUCACUGAGUCAAAGCUCAAAGAAUCCCAGUAUCAAUUGACACCAUGGCGUUCAGAAGUGAGCCAUUCCAGUGUUACAUUGCAGUCCCCAGCUCAUUCAAUGGGCGCAGAAUUGAACAAGAAUAGGCUCGAGUUGGUUCCUCAGCCUACAUAUGCUUGUGCAAAUGCGGCAAUGGCCUCCUCUGAUGUUCAGGCAGCAGCAGAUUGGGAUAUUCCCAGUCAUAACCAGAGUGGAUUUGGAGGUGGUAUUCCCAAAAAUCAGGAAAUCAAUGAUGGUGGAAGAUAUUCACCUCUUGCAAGCAGAAAUACUGCUGCCCGAGAUUUGCCAGAACAAUUUGCAGUUACCAGGGGAGAUUCUCCAGCGAUGCAGUACAAUGGAGACAACACUAAACAAGUAACAUUUCGUGAUUCUGUGAGCAAUAGCGAGAUGGAUGACCUUGAAGCUGAAGUUCAACUGAACGACAGAGAAGCUCAAUCGAAUUGGGGGUCAGGAACUCCUUACACAACUACGAUUGAUGACCCUACUUCUUCGUAUUCCCCUUAUCUGCCUCCUGUUCUUGAAGAACCUUCUUCUUCAUUUUCUGAGGCUGCCGAUGAUGAUCCUUUACCAGCCAUCGAAGGCCUUCAAAUUUCAGGUGAUGCAUUUCCUGGCCGAGAGCUCCAGGCAUGUGGAUACUCUACUAACGGAACAACUAGUUGUAAUUUUAAGUGGGUGCGUCAUUUUGAAGAUGGAUCUGUUGAUUAUAUUGAUGGAGCAAAACAACCGAAUUAUCUUGUGACUGCUGAUGAUGUUGAUACAUAUCUAGCUAUAGAAGUCCAGCCCCUAGAUGACCGGAAGCGCAAGGGAGAACUGGUCAGGGUCUUCGCAAAUGAGAACAGAAAGAUUACUUGUGAUGUUGAAAUGCUGAACCAUAUAGAGAGGAAUUUUUCUAAUGGUCAUGUUGCAUACAAGAUUUCUUUGUCGACUGGGUAUCUUGAUAUAUGGGAGCCAGCUACUUUAGUCAUCAAGAGGGACAGUUACACUAUCAAGAGUGGCGGGCCUAAUGGAGCUGUGGUCAGUGAGAAGUUUUCGUCAAAGACAAGUGUCACAAUCCCUUAUGGGCACCCCGUAGAAUUCGUUAUAGUUUGUGCUACUGGAGGUCAGCAUCUGUUACGAACAGAUAAUGAUGCAGCAGAUGUUAGCUGCUCAAGAGAUAUCAUUGUGCUUACCAUGAGACUGUUCAUCAUAAAGGCUGGGGAAAAAAGGAAAGGAAAGAAGAGGGGACUGUUUUUCAACAAGUGA
Molecule: messenger RNA, 2382 nt
Organism: Linum trigynum
Lineage: Eukaryota; Viridiplantae; Streptophyta; Magnoliopsida; Malpighiales; Linaceae
Source: the annotation of a GenBank genome assembly